UUGAACUGACUGAGCAUGCUCAGUGGAGACCCUUUCAAGGAGGAGGAGGAGGAGGAGGAGGAGGAGGAGAACCGACAGAGGGAGCCAACAGGUCACAUGACCGGAGAGGUGAAUGCACAUGCGGGGAAAGAAAAGAAAAACGGGAGCCGUCUCUUCAGCAGGUUUUCGCGCUCUCCCUCUCUCUGCGUCCUCCCCACCAUUCCUCUUCCUCUCCUCCACCUCCUCCUCCUCCUCCUCCCCCACUCCCUCUCUGACGCCUUCUUCUUCUCAGUGGAGGCCAUGAGAAGAAAGCAGCCCGCUGGUUUAGCCGUGGAUAACGCUGCGCCUCCAAAGAAGGAGGGACUGGAUCCACCGAGCUGUAGAGAGGAGAAGUCAGAUAAGGACAAAGACGUGGUACUGGGACGUGCCUCUCCCCCCGCAGCGGAGGCCAUGCUUAACGGCACGGAAAGUGACGACGGGAGGCACACGGACCUGACAAUAAGCAGCAGUAAGACUGUGCCGUUGGUGAAUGAGAAUGGCACGACCGGGAUGGAGACGCCGCACGCGUCUGUGACUGGAAGCAAUGGGUUCAUUCUCGCCAAGGAGCAGCAGCAGCAGCAGGAGGACGGCGACGCUGCAGGAGUUUCCCCUCUCAGGACUAACAGGCUGCCUUCGGGCUCGCCGGCGGGGGGGCAGGCAGCCAAAACGCUCGUCGCCCCGGCAUCAGGGUGUGUGCAGAGUUCAGGUGCUUUAAGGACUGCCCCCAGCACGGGGAACAUGUUGGAUCAGGGGACGUCUGACUCUAAAAAUGGCCUUGAUUCAAGUCCUGUCACAAUUCCACCACCUGUUACUGUACACAGAGCGCGGAAGACCAUGUCCAGGCCUGCAGUGAGCCCCGCACAGAAGCUUAUUAACAGGGAGUUGAGAGAAUCCAGCGGUGCCAAACUGGACUCUCCAGCCGCGCCGGACGUGCAGAAAUCCUCUCAGCCGCCUCCCGCGCCGAACCAUCUACCUCAGAGUCCGCCAGAAACGCCAGCUUUAGCACACACUGAUUCGUCAGCUUCACCAGCAGCUCGGACAGAGCCUGCGGCUGCUUCAGCUUCUCCAGCUCCUGCCAAGCUCCACCUAGGACCCUUCUCAGUAGGCUUCUCGUCCCGGAAAAAGAAGAGGAGAAUGGGAACAUACAGCCUGGUUCCCAAGAAGAAAACCAAAGUGCUAAAGCAGAGAACCGUGCUAGAAAUGUUUAAGGAGCUGCAAGAGUCAGCAAAGACCCAACAGAAAAGGGAGGCGGCUAACAUAAACGGGGAGAAGGUGGGGAAUGCGUCCGAGGAAGACGAGUCGGAGGACAUGGAGUCUGAAGAGGAGCUGCGACGGCAGCCUGCAGAGACGGCCGUACUUCCAGCUGCUAAAGAAACCUCCGACUCUACUGAUCAGGUGAAAGAUGAACACGAGUCUGAAGAAUCCGACGAAGAAGAAGAAGAAGAAGAAGGAGGAGAGGAGGAGGGCACCGAGUCUGAUUUGAGCUUCGAGUCCAGCCUGAAGAAGAAGCUGAAGAAGAAAUCAAAAGCAGACAGCGCGUGGCUCAGACCGUCCAGGAAGAGGAAAAGAAGGACGGCCCCCAAAGAAGCAGAGACGGAUGUUCUGCCCCAGACCUCCGGUCAGGAGUACACUCAGAUCCUCUCGUUGGAGGGCGUCGACCUCAGCAAGUCUUCACACAGCAAAGAGCCAUCAGGGUCAGCGAUCGAGGAGGCUCAGGAGCUUCCGCUCUGCAGCUGCCGCAUGGAGACCCCAAAGAGCCGGGAGAUUCUCAUCCUGGCGGACAGGAAGUGCAUGGCCACGGAGAGCGUGGACGGCCAGCUGACCCGCUGCCAGAGCGCCGUCCUGAAGCACGAGAUGAUGCGUCCCUCCAACUCCGUGCAGCUGCUGGUUCUGUGCGAGGACCACCGCAACGGCAUGGUGAAGCACCAGUGCUGUCCCGGCUGCGGCUUCUUCUGCAGAGCGGGGACUUUCAUGGAGUGCCAGCCGGACGUCAGCAUCUCUCACCGCUUCCACCAAGCGUGCGCGUCGGUGCUGAAAGGCCAAAGCUUCUGUCCGCACUGCGGAGAGGAGGCCGGCAAGGCCAAGGAAGUCACCAUCGCCAAGGCGGACACCACCUCCACUGUUCCUCCGGCGCAGGCCAAGGGGCCCGCCGCCCUGGGGGCCCCCGAGGGCCGAGCAGACACAACCACCGGCAGCUCUUCUGCUUCGGCUCCAGCGGCUGAAGUCAGCGGCAGAGCCGACAGCUCGCUCUCCGCACAUCCCGCUCAGGACCUCAGCGACCCGGCCGUCCCGGAGUCAUCCAGGCAGGGGCCUUUGCAGCCUGGACCUGGAGCAGUAACACCGCCUACACUCCCCUUUGGAUCGGCAAAAGAGACUCUGGAGAGUGUCCUGGUCGCCCUCGAUGCAGAGAAGCCCAAGAAGCUGCGAUUUCACCCCAAACAGCUUUACCUGUCGGCCAAACAGGGAGAACUGAAGAAGGUGGUGCUCAUGCUGGUGGAGGGUACCGACCCAAACUUCAAGAUGGACUCCCAGAACAAACGCACGCCGCUGCACGCCGCCGCCGAGGGAGGCUACGCCGACGUCUGCCACAUGCUGGUUCAGGCCGGAGCAAACCUGGACGUGUGCGACGAGGAUCAGAGGACGCCGCUGAUGGAGGCCUGCGAGAACAACCACAUGGAGGUGGUGCUGUAUCUGCUGAGGGCUGGAGCCAGCGCCAUGCACAAGGACGUUGAGGGGUUCACGUGUCUCCACCUAGCGGCGAAGUCUGGUCAUUACAACGUUGUGGAGCACCUUCUGUCCACAGGACUGAUCGAUAUAAACUGUCAGGACGACGGUGGCUGGACAGCCAUGAUCUGGGCCACAGAGUACAAACACGCAGACCAGGUGAAGCUGCUCCUGUCCAAGGGAGCUGACAUCAGCAUCAGGGAUAAGGAGAAAAACAUUUGCCUUCACUGGGCGGCGUUUUCCGGCAGCGUGGAGAUCUCCGAGCUGCUCCUGAACGCCCACUGUGAUCUUCACGCCAUCAACGUCCACGGAGACUCUCCUCUGCACAUCGCCGCUCGGGAAAACCGCCUGGAUUGUGUCAAACUGUUCUUGUCUCGAGGAGCUAAUGUGUUUCUGAAGAACCGGGAGGGAGAAACUCCCCCAGACUGCUGCAGCCACAACUCCAAGGCCUGGGGCGCCCUGCAGGCCAACAAGAGAGAGAGGGACGCCAAAAACGGCCGGCUCAGGCGGACCGAAGAGAAGCUGCUUCACAGUGACAUAUCUUUAGGCCAGGAGCAAGUCUCCAUUCCUUGUGUCAACUCCGUGGACGGCGAACCCGUCCCAGACGACUACAAAUACAUCACAGAAAACUGCGUCACCUCCCCACUGAACAUCGACCGAAACAUAACACACCUACAGUACUGUGUCUGUAAGGAGGACUGUUCGACAAGCAUCUGCAUGUGCGGACAGCUCAGUCUGCGCCGCUGGUACGACAAGCGCGGCUGCCUUCUGCCCGAGUUCUGUCGCGAGGAGCCUCCUCUCAUCUUUGAGUGCAACCACGCGUGCUCCUGCUGGAGGACCUGCAAGAACCGCGUCGUUCAAAACGGACUCAGGACCAGACUCCAGGUGUUCAGAACCAGUAAAAAAGGCUGGGGCGUCCGGGCUCUGCAGGACAUAGCGCAGGGCAGCUUCGUUUGCGAGUAUGUUGGUGAGAUCAUUUCAGAAGCUGAAGCAGAUAUGAGACAAAACGACGCUUACCUCUUCAGCCUGGACGACAAGCCUGAAGAUCCGUACUGCAUCGAUGCCCGUUUUUAUGGAAACAUCAGCCGCUUCCUGAACCACAUGUGCGAGCCCAACCUGUUCGCUUGUCGGGUCUUCACGACACACCAGGACCUGCGGUUCCCACACAUUGCCUUCUUUGCCAGUGAGAACAUCAAAGCCGGAGAGGAGCUCGGGUUCAACUACGGCGACCACUUCUGGGAAAUCAAGAGCAACGUGUUCAGCUGCGAAUGUGGCUCCUCUAAGUGUAAGUACUCCACGGCGUCGCUGCAGGCCGACAGCACGCCUGAGGACCAGCAGCAGCCCAGCGCCUUGCCCGACACCAGCUCCUCCAGCGGCGCCUCCUAAACACCACUUUGGUUUGGCGGGAGACGAGGACACCCCCCCCCCCACCUCCACCUCCACCCCCCUCCACGGCUCAUUUUGAACUUCUCUGAUGAAAAAUCGUACUUUUAUCUCCACUUUCCAUCGUGACCAAGGACCAUUCUUCUUAAAACUGUAAAACUUUCUGAUCCAGAUGCACAAUCGAACCCUGGAACUGCUUCUUUACUUUGUCGUGUGUCAUGUGAAACAGAUGAGGGACACGUGGGACAAUAAAAACUCUUGUGUGUUGCAUCCAUACCUUUGCCGGGCAGGAAAACUGUCUUUUGCUUUGGUUUUUAAAACAAAAAGAAAUGGUUAGUCAGGAUUGUUAUGACCGAGGAACCUGGGGACUUUGUUUUGUUUCUUUUUGCCUCUCCACACGGAGGCGAUGCGGCCAUGAUCCAUUCCAGCUACAGUCAGCCGUUAUUACUGAAGAUUUUUGCCACUUUCAUUGUAAUUUCUUAAUUCUCGUCACGUUGGAACGGAUGAAAAGCUGAUAAAGGGUUUACAAGAUACAACGUGAGCUCUGAUUGGCAGGAAGAUGAACCGUUUCUCUGAGAAAGAGUCCCAAUAUUUGCCACAGCAGUCGAGGAAUCAGUUAAGGAAAAUAAAAAAAAACAUACAGCAACAUGGUGCUGACAGGUUUUUACCCUUGUUCUCAUUUUUAUUAUCCAAGUGAACAUAGUUUGUAAAAUAAGAGAAUGUUUUUACUUUUUUUAUGUUUAAUUUUAUCCCGUUUUCUAAUCAUAGUCAGAUUUUAAUUUACAAUCCAUCAUUUUUUUUGUGCUCAGAAAAGUCAAAACGUUAACAGUUUCUCGAAAAGCUGUUGACUGUUGUGCGAAGUCUUGAAAAGUUGAAAGAAAUUUUGGGGGGGAAAAAGUGGGAAGAAAUUGCACUUCCAUUAACCUCUGUUACAUAUUUCUGGUCUAUGAACCAUCCGUCUGAUUGGUUGUAUCUUUUUCAAUAAAUUUAUUAUUAAUGCAU
Messenger RNA from Fundulus heteroclitus (mummichog), 5127 nucleotides. RefSeq names its product euchromatic histone-lysine N-methyltransferase 1b (gene ehmt1b). The transcript is spliced from 26 exons. Lineage: Eukaryota; Metazoa; Chordata; Actinopteri; Cyprinodontiformes; Fundulidae. The coding region runs from base 16 to 4128 and encodes 1370 amino acids. Gene Ontology annotation, molecular function: protein-lysine N-methyltransferase activity; p53 binding; histone methyltransferase activity. The record is from RefSeq and is a predicted model, not a curated record. Gene Ontology annotation, cellular component: nucleus.